AUGCAGCAGCUUCCGCCCGACGCAUAUGUCGCCAUGUCAUACGCCUGGGGUCCACCUGAGCCUACAAGAGAGAUCAUGGUAAACGGCAGGAUCGUUGUGGUGCGCGCGAACCUGGAAGCCGGCCUGCGAGAGUUCCGAAAGUUGGAUUAUUUCCGCUUAGGCGGCAAGAUCUGGGUCGACUCGUUGUGCAUCAACCAAGCGGACGACACCGAAAAGGGAAAGCAGAUCCCAAUGAUGGCUUCGAUUUACUGCAAUGCUGCAAACAUAAUCGUGUGGCUGGGCCCCGAGGAAUCUGGGAGCGAUCUCGCCAUCUCCUUCCUCGAACACAUCAGCGCUAGUUACCGGACCGAGUAUCUCGAAGCCCUGGAUAAAAGCGAUCCUCUGACAGCGACCACCUGGCGCACUGUGGCCCAGGUCAUCAUGGAGACAAACUACAAGAAAUUCAGAGAAGUCUUCUAUGACUCAGAUAUGGCCGUUGAUCUCUAUAAUUUCUUUGACCGGCCCUACUGGCGACGGUUGUGGAUCAUCCAGGAGGUUUGCAUGGGGCGGGCAGGCAUGCCCAUCGUCUGCGGCUCCCGAGUUACACAGUGGCGGUAUAUCCGGGAUGGGGCAUUGAUUUGCACUGCAGUUCUCGAUAUCUUGAGAGAGUUAACCGUGGAGAGCAUCAUGCGCCAGUGCCGGGCUGCCAUGGUCGGAGAACACUCGCUCCUCCACGUUGCACAGAUUGCACAGCUGGAGAUUAACGGUCAUCGGCUAGAGCUCCCCAAGCUGCCGCCCGACGUGGCCCCAAUCUUGGCUCCUACUAUGUACGAGCAUGGACCCCUACUGGGUCUCCCCAUCCGCCGCGCCAUCACGCUUGCGGCACAGUCCGCCUGCUGGAAACAGCACGACCGCAUAUACGGCAUGCUCAGCAUCCCCGGCCUGCCGGAUCUCGACAUCCAGGUCGACUACUCCAGGGAUGUUGUUGACGUGUUUACGGAGUUCACGGUGGCUUGCGUAAGACAUGGGAGCUUGGAUUUCUUUGCUAUCCUAGAUGGCGGGCACAUGUCACGUACCGACGAACAUGGCAACCCCCAGCCGAGAACCAAGCCGUCAUGGGUUCCGGACUAUGGGGCGAAGCCGGGGAGAAAGAUUGGGGUCAUUGAUGGGGAGUGGAAUGCAGGUGGUUACGUCCCAAUCAGUUGGGGUCAUCUCGAAGUCGUGGAUCAGACACUCGUCUGCACCGGCAAGGUGGUUGACAUGGUGGAUGGCGUGGGUGCUAUGUCCACAGCUGAUAUCGAGACGGGAUCGAUGAUCCUCGCGGACGAAGAUCCGUUUCCCAAGAUGAUACAACCUAGCGGGACAGGUGCUGCGCCAAAGGACGGGGGAGAGGCCGUGAUUUACGACGUUCUCGUGGCCGGAUGCGACAUCCACGCCUACCUAGUCGAUGAACCGCCGAAACACUCGACACUUUACCGGAACUGGCAUUUUCUAAAGUCCAGCGCGGACUAUUUGGUCAAUGGCUGCCCUCUAUCCUCGUACUUCACUCACCUUGCGAAGACGGCUGCAGCUCGCCAAGCGAUGGAGGCAAGGACCAAAAUGCGGAGACUCCUUACGACGACCUCAGGGUUGCUUGGCCUUGCUCCUCUCCAGUCACAGCCCGGGGACGCCGUGAUUGCCAUCGUCGGUCAUAGCAAGCCAGUCAUCGCGCGUAAGGUAGCAACAGUCGAGGGCCAAGAUAUUUGGUAUUUGAUUGGAGAGGCCUACAUCCACGGCAUGAUGCGCGCACAGAAACUCCCUAAGCGGGCCGUAUCUCGACCUCUUAUGGCCGCCCCGCACAAUGUAUGUCAGUCUUUGUAUUUAGUCUGGUGGUGA
Molecule: messenger RNA, 1854 nt
Organism: Parathielavia appendiculata
Lineage: Eukaryota; Fungi; Ascomycota; Sordariomycetes; Sordariales; Chaetomiaceae
Product: HET-domain-containing protein
Exons: 5
Coding region: 1-1854 (617 amino acids)
Source: RefSeq, a predicted model, not a curated record